Messenger RNA from Wasmannia auropunctata (little fire ant), 3186 nucleotides. RefSeq lists its product as uncharacterized. The coding region runs from base 1139 to 2335 and encodes 398 amino acids. The record is from RefSeq and is a predicted model, not a curated record. The transcript has 5 exons. NCBI's taxonomy places the organism in Eukaryota, Metazoa, Arthropoda, Insecta, Hymenoptera, Formicidae.
AAUGUUUGCGAUAUAUUUCAAGCAAUACGAAAUGCACAAAUCUUUUAACAUUAGAUAUCUCAUUGUUUUUCUCGCAAUCGAGAAAAAAAAUUAUAUCUACAGUAUUGUACACAUAUGUAUUUCCAAACUUUUCUAAUUUUUGAUCAAGCGCUUUGCAGAAAAUAGAAAAUACAUUUUUUCUUUUCAAUUAUGCUUGUAAAGUUAUAUAUUACAUAUAGGGCUUUGAAGAUAUUAUUCUAAUUCUAAAUUUAUCUUCCAAACGAUUACAUAUUUACAACGAUAUCUGUCUGUUGAGAAAAACAACAAUACAAUUUACAAUAGUAAAAAUACACAAGUCUAGAAUUAUAUAAGUUAAAGAUUUAUGAUUGCAAAAUCUGAGCACUUUCUAUCAAACAAAUAUCCAUGUGUAACUAACUAUCUCUCCUUUUAUUAUCGAUCGACUCGAAUAACCUGUCGUUCUGUUAGUCGCUAGAGAAUUACGAUUUACAUCCAAGAAAUAUAAUUAUCUCCGAUUAAAAUAAAAUGAUAAAGGGAUUUCAGUUACAUUUACUUAGUUAGGAGACAGGAAAUUGUAUCUAGCGAAUGGUACUAAGGUAGUUGACUGUGCUAUAUAUAAAAAAUUAGUCUUACCCGUCUUUAUAUAAUAAAGUAAUUAGCAAGAGAGAUUACAUAUACGAUUAUACAGAUAUACACACAAUUAUUGUACGAAUAUAUCUGACAAUUGUAUGUGGAUAAUUAAUAUAUGUAUAGUGAUGCGUAAUCGAUUCGCUUUCCUUUUCGUUUAUCAUAAAAAAUGAAUUCGAAAGCUCUUUCGUAAAGUUUCAAACGCAAACCGAUCGCUCGCGCGCCUGGCUACAUGGAUCCCGCAAUGCGAGAUGGUGCGUAUGUGCGAGGCGCGUGUUCUGUAACGUUUGUCUAGUGAACGGCAUGGAAAGCGAGGUAGUCGCGCUUUGGUCCGGGAAGCGUUUCCGUUCGGUCGAUGCCGAGGAGAGAAUCUCCGUCUCUCGCGUCGCUGCAAUUUUUCUCACAUAUUCGGUAAUCACAUAAUCUAAGAAUGCGGAAAAUAGUGACAAGAAAGAACGCGGAUCGGUGAUUAUCGGUCGCGUUCCUCCUAUCAAAAUGUACCGAUGGAACGAACAUGACAGGAUUAUUGUUCGUUAUACUUAUCGUAACUCACGCGGUCGCAGGAUCGCGACUAUCCGCGGCCAAUGAAAAACGAGUAAGAAGAUUGAUACGAGAUUGGGCACCUUUAGUAUGGCUUGCGCCUGGAGAACGGUUCUUGCCUCUCGGUGUAACCGAAUUCCUGGAUAACGUACAAUCGGACCAGCAUUACCUUCGCACUAGAAUAGACGUAGAGUCCUUAUUAAAAAAUCGAUCGUCCUUCUUGUACGGUCGAAAACCCGCUGGAACUGUACCCGUCUAUGCUCUCGUGAAAAACUGUGUUUCCAAAGACGCGCAGCUACGCGCGGCAAGAAAUAAUACGCCGCGGAUGCCGAGGGCAUCUGAGGAACGGAACGCUUUCACGUUGCAACAGGAUCCAGGACUUUCGGCUCAACGACAAACUGCUGCAAAUAGCAUCAAUCAUGAUUUAAGAGCACAAACUAUAUCGCGAGAACAAAUGCGGCAGGCGGCAACAGUGCCGCGAUUCGAUAAAGUCAGAGAAAAGAAUGGAUGUCAAAAAGUGCACUUUCACGUGACCUAUUGGAUGUUCUAUCCGUUUAGCGAGGGAAAAACAAUCUGCGUAUUGGAUCUUGGAUUUUUUGGUAGCUGGCCGAUACCUACUAUUGGUGGCGUGUGCAUAGGUACGCUUAAAGAGUAUGGCAGUCACAUUGGAGAUUGGGAACAUAUGAGUCUUUAUUUCAAGGAUAACGAGUAUCCUCUGGCAAUGUAUGUAUCGGCACACGAUGCUGGCGCAUUUUAUCAGUACGAUCCGCGAAAUGGCACUUUCAUCUACGAGAGUCAAGAAACGAGAAAAGGUCUUUUCCAGAAGCCAACAUUUCCUGAAAAGGUUUAUACCGCUGGUGAUUCGCAUCCGAUUUUAUUUAGCGCACGCGGAUCUCACGGACUCUGGACAGCUCCGGGGAAGCACAAGUUCGUUCGAGUACCUCGUUUGUACGACGAAAGUGGAUUUGGAACUGCUUGGCCGACAUGGAAAAGACUGGAAUUGCUCUUGGAAGAGGAUAAUGAGCCUUUACCAGGCUGGAUGACUUUUAAAGGCAAAUGGGGUAAUCCCAGUAGCAAUUGUCAUCCACUAGCAAGACUAGGUUUUAACAUUUGCGAAUUUGUGGACGGUCCAACUGGGAUUCCUAUGAAAAAAUUCAAUUUUCGAUGUUAAGACUUCCUAUCCCGUUAAAGACUUAAUAUUAAAUAAGAUUUUCUGAGACGCAUCUUUCUGACUCGAAUUUUAGAAUGAAUGAAUGUGAUGAUAUACAAUACAUAAGAUAAUAAAUUGAUAAUGCGAUUUUAAUGAGAGUACCAAAGAUGGUCGACCGAUAACACGAGAUAGAAGUUUACGUUUCAGUUUAUUCGAAUAAUUAACCAGAAACUAGAGGAAAUAAAGGUCAAUAAACGAGCAAAGAUGUUGUAAUAUAAUAGUAUAAUUUUCUUCAAUAAAAUUAAGGCCGGAACGUUUCGGCUUUACUGAUUGUAAGUCUUCUUCAAUCGUAAAUACAAAAUUUCAAAUUAUAAUUAAUUACAUUUAUCUUAUCUUUACAUUUAUUUAGUCGAAGAACACGUAACGUUUCCUUUCUGUGCGAGUUAUAGUGCCAAGAUUUAAAAUCGUUGCUCACCUCUUUUUUGAUCUUUUUUUUUGGCAGUUGAAUUUGAUUAUUAUAUAUGGCCCAGCCGGCAACCAGUCUAGAAGUAUGUAAAUUCUAUUCCAACGAGGUCCUCUCUUCGGUCAAUGUCUUUUUGACAACUCGAAACGUUCCGCCUUAAUUUUAUCGAAUAAAAUUAUAUAAUCAUAUUACAUCUUUGCUUGUUCGUUCAUUGACCUUUAUUUCUUCUAGUUUCUGGUUUAGUCUAAAAUACGAAUAAAUACGAUUAAUCUUAAUCUUCAUGAAUAAUUGAAAAGUAAUUUAGUGCCUGUGUAAACAUAUUUAUUUUAUUUAGCGGAGGCUUCGUUGAAAAUUGACAUCGAUAUCGAUCGAUAUAAAAUGAUAAUAAAAUAGGAUUUGUUUGAUACAA